AUUUUUUUAAAUGAAAUCUGGUAACCCAAGCUUUCGCUACCGGGUGUUCGCAUUUUGUAGUAUGUACUUUGACUCAAUUAUUUCAAAUUGAUAGUAAAGCGGCAAUUGAAUUACACCCAUGUAUUUCUGAAUAAUUGUAAAGUGAAUUGUAUUAAAUUUAGCCCUAAGUAUAGCUUAGAAUUAUGGCCGAAUUUUUAAAAGGUUUACUAUUAUCAGUGUUAUCAGAAAAGUGUUACGAUGAGUAUUUCAUCGAUUAUAAUUUCUUUGAUGCCUCCUGUUUCAAAGCCACGCUUAGUAAAGGACUCGGUAUCGGUAUAAUUGCUGGAUCGAUAUUAGUGAAAGUGCCCCAAAUUAUAAAAAUUCUAAAUAGUAAGAGCGCCCAGGGAAUCAAUGUCUACGGCGUGUACUUGGAAUUGUUUGCGAUCACCGCAAACUUUGCUUACAGUUAUGUUAUGGGAUUUCCUUUCAGCGCUUGGGGUGAAGGAACAUUUUUAGCAAUUCAGACGGCCAUCAUAGCAUGUCUAGUGCUGCACUAUGGUGGAGCACCAAUAAAGGCUGCAGGUUUUCUAGGUGCCUAUGUAGGCCUUGUAUCAGCUUUAAUAGGUGGAUUCACACCUACCGAUGUUUUGUGGACAAUGCAAGCUGUUAAUGUACCCAUAAUACUUAUAGCUAAGUCAAUUCAAGUCAUAACAAACUACAAGAAUGGCAGCACAGGACAAUUGUCAGCAAUAACCUGUUUCCUGUUGUUUGGUGGCAGUAUAGCAAGAAUAUUUACAUCCAUUCAAGAAACAGGAGACUUUAUUAUUAUAUUGACAUACUGUGUGUCCACUGCGGCCAAUGGUGCUCUGGUGUUGCAAUUGUGUUGGUAUUGGAAUGUAGACGCCACUAAAGCUAGCAAAAAUAAAAACAAGAAAAAGAAGAAGCAUGCAUAACAGAUUUUAUGCUGUGGCUUUGAAAUACAUUUUUUAUUGAAAUUA
Manduca sexta (tobacco hornworm) is the source of this 977-nucleotide messenger RNA. RefSeq names its product mannose-P-dolichol utilization defect 1 protein homolog. Bases 183 to 932 code for a protein of 249 amino acids. Gene Ontology annotation, biological process: oligosaccharide biosynthetic process. The transcript has 4 exons. Lineage: Eukaryota; Metazoa; Arthropoda; Insecta; Lepidoptera; Sphingidae. The record is from RefSeq and is a predicted model, not a curated record.